GAGAGAUAGAGAGAGAGAAAGGUGGCAGGAUGGUUCCAGCAAAAUCGUUAUAUUAGAGGGACUGAAAAAGAAAGACUUUAGAAAACUUUUCCCCAGGCACGGCACGGGGGUUAGUGUCUUCCCCAAUCUGCACCGACCUCAUUCUACCAGAUCUCGCGUUCCACAAUUCCGGCGGAGGCACGGGCUUUUUUCAUCCGGCGAACAUCGGCGGCCCUUCGCUCGUCGGGCUAUUUAUCGGCGACCUCGCCAUCGACCAGUCUCCUCACGCAGUCGCCCCCGUUGGUUCUCUUGAAUAUUCCGCAUUGCAUCUCUUCCACUCGACAUCAUCCUAUUCGACGGCAGCCGCUCGCCACCGGAGGUCUAAGCUUUCGUGAGCGGUGAUUGUCAAUAAGUGUGUUUGAAGGCUCAAAGCAGCUAUGCGGGGAUAUGAUAGAUCUCCUGUUGAAGAUUUAGAUGAGUAUGAGGAGGAAGGAAGUGAAGAUGGAGCUGAGGAGGAGGAGCAGGAGGAAUAUGAAGAGGAAGAACAACCCCGACAACCUACGAAGGAGGAAUUGGAAUACCUUGAAUUGAGGAAACGGUUGAAAGAAUCUUUUAGAAAGAAAAUAAAGAAGGAAAAUGGCUCUGCUCAGGCCAAUUGCCAAGAGAAGAAGAACAAACUUCCAUAUGAUAAUUACGGAUCCUUCUUCGGCCCUUCACAGCCUAUUAUUGCUCAAAGAGUAAUUCAAGAAAGCAAGUCAUUAUUAGAAACUCAGCAUUUGGCAUCAAAGAUUCCAAACUCGCAUCCUAAUAACAAAAAGGAUUAUGCUUCAACUGCUGCUCGACCGAACCAACUGAAUGUCGCAAAAGAGUUGAAAACGAAAGUCCAGAAACUCAGGGAUACAAGAGAUUAUUCUUUUCUGUUAUCUGAUGAUGCGGAGCUUCCGGUUCAAAAGAAAGAGUCUCAACCUCGAAAUGCUUCUGUUUCAAACUCUGAGGCGCGAUUGUCCAAAGCACCAGCGAAGAGCCAAAGCAAACAAUCAUCAAGCAAUAGUUUCAGACAAGUCCUCAAUGGUCGUGAAGAAAGAAAAGGGAUUCCGACAAAUGGUCAAAUGCAACCUAAAUCAGGAUCCCACAAAUUCACUUCCAAUAGUAAGCCUAAUAUAAUGUCAGUAGAUUCUAGAAAACAGCUUGGUAGCAAUAAUGGAAAUGGCCCAGGGCGGCCCGUGGGUCCGAAAAGUUUGCCAUCAAAAACCUCAGCUGCUGCUAUGGGGAAGAAGGCUCCUGCACUAGGUAUGAAGAAUUCCAUGUCCGCUGUGCACAAACCACCCCCUUCAAAGCACACAUCUGUGCCAAAACAACAAUUUCAACCAAAAAAUAGAUCUCAAGAACACAGCAAGGGCAAAAUGAUGCCAAAACAGCCAGUCACUCUAAAACAGCCAGUGGCAUCUUCAAAAACUCAGCCAAACAAACCUUUUAAGCAAAUUUCAUCGCAUGCUAGUUUGCAAGAGCACCGUCAUAAGAAAAAGCCUGUAAGACGGUACUCUGAUGAUGAAGAUGAUGAUGAGGAUGGACGGGCUAUCAGUAUGAUUAGAAAAAUGUUCAGGUAUAAUCCCAAUAAAUUUUCUGGUCGUGAUGAUGAUGAUAGCGAUAUGGAGGCUAAUUUUGACGACAUUCUAAAGGAGGAAAGAAGAAGUGCAAGAAUUGCAAGACAAGAGGAUGAGGAAGAACUCAAGAGGAUAGAGGAAGAAGAGAGAAGGGAGAGGAUGAGAAAAACUGAGAAGAAGCGAAAGCUGAGCCAGCGAUGACCCAAAAAUAAUUUGUCUUCUGGUUUGAUCAUAAUUUGUGGUUUGUUAAUUUAAGCCCACCCCAGCGCUCCCCGAGUCCCUUGUGGGCUUCAAUUGUUAGAAAAUAUCAUCAGUCCUAAAGAUGUAAAUUGUCUGGACGGACGUAAUCAUUUAUUGGGGCUUGUUUGCGGCUACUGUCAAAAAUUAUGACAGAACAGAAACAAAUUGUAAAGUAGUCGCUCAUCACUGAAAUCUUCCUUGGCAAUUUUCAAAUUCAAGCAAUUUAAUGAUACCGCCACUAACUCUUCUUUAUUA
Messenger RNA from Malania oleifera, 2078 nucleotides. Its product is annotated as protein spt2-like. Bases 417 to 1784 code for a protein of 455 amino acids. The record is from RefSeq and is a predicted model, not a curated record. The transcript is spliced from 10 exons. Gene Ontology annotation, molecular function: histone binding; DNA binding. Gene Ontology annotation, cellular component: nucleolus. NCBI's taxonomy places the organism in Eukaryota, Viridiplantae, Streptophyta, Magnoliopsida, Santalales, Ximeniaceae. Gene Ontology annotation, biological process: nucleosome assembly; regulation of DNA-templated transcription.